AUGGUGCAGAAGGACGCUCGUGGACAAGACACGAAAAAGAAGGAAACACUCCAGGGUUCUGUUGCUGAAAUAUUUUCAACAAAAGUAAACGGAGAACUGCCAGCUCGAAUCCUCAUUUCGGCCCCCGCUGGAAGAGGAAAGACCACGGCUGUCGCUAAGAUGGCUUAUGACUGGGUUCACAGAGAAAAGGGGUCAGCAUUAGAACUACUGCCACUUCUGUUUGUUGUGAAAUUCCGAAACACAAGUCAACUUACAUCGAUCGGAGAAGCCAUCAAAUCCCAGCUUUUGAGUGAUGUUGAUGAUCUCACACCAGAGGGUCUGGAGAGUUUCAUUAGAGAGAAUCAGGGAAUCUGUCACAUCAUACUAGACGGGCUAGAUGAGUAUGCCGGUAUUUCUUCUUCAAACUGGAGCUUAGGGAGCAACAUUGUCAGUGUCAUCCGCUGGGAGGAAUUUCCAGAGUGUAGAGUUCUUGUAACAACGCGACCUCAUCUAGAGAACUUCUUCAAUCAAGCGGAACUUCCAAGGGUAUACACAAAGAUGUGGAUCGAAGGAUUCUCGCAAGAGAGCUCACGAGAGUACAUCGACAAGUUCUUUGCUUCAACUUCGAAUCCUUGUGGUGGUCAUGGACAUGGUCUGAAGGUUUACCUUGAUGACCAACCACUAAUUAAUGAACUUGUCAAAACACCUUUAUUUUGUCUCAUGGUCUGUCACUUAUGGAGCGAGGAGCGUUUGAACACUAAAACUGCAACUCAAACAGAAUUAUUAGACAGCGUGAAUGUUUUUCUGAUGCACCAUGCCAAUGCCCGAGCAAAAUCAAAAGAAAAACAAAUAACACAAGACGAAAUAACAGAAGAAGAACUAAUCGAAAUCAUUCGUAAGCUGGGUAAGGUUGCUUUAGCUGGUCUAAUCGACGACUCUAAAAAACUAAUCUUCAUGCCCCAUGAUUUCCGAAGAGUUCCCGCUAUCCUUGAUAGGGCAUGUGAGCUUGGGAUAUUAUCCAAGACGACGAUUCCAACGACAAUGCUCCAACGAUCCCACAAUACCACAUCCACGACCAUUGAGUUUUAUCAUAAGCUCGUUCAGGAACACUCGGCUGGGAAAUACCUUGCUGCUAAAACGAAGAAAUAUAUGUUACGACUGAAGAUUUCUAAGUUGGACAGACUGCUGCGAAACAUCAAAGCAAACAUCGGUGACUAUGAGAAUCUCAUCCGAUUUGCUGCUGGCACAGAUAACAGCCUUUGCAUACGAAUAAUGAAGGCGCUCCUUUCCAACCGCUUUUUGGAUGAGAGCGAGCGAUAUCGCAUUCUCCUUGACUGCUCAUCAGAGACCAAGGGUACUCAACAAAAUGUGUCUUCGUUGGUUCAAAGAUGUGUGAAUGCAGAGAGUAUUGUUCUAAAGUCACCGACUGUCUACACCGUCGUUGGGAUGCAAAAUCUUCCAAAGAAGCUUAAACGUCAGGUUAGAACAAUAAAGUUCGAGGGGUCUACUCUAACUACCGACGUGACGAGUGGACUAUGGUCCUGCCUCAAAGACUUUUUGAUGUUAGAUACUCUCGUCAUCUCAGACUCGUCUCUCAGUUUCCCUCCAUCUCCUCCGGAGCUUCUAUCCGUCACACAGCUAUCAGCUGAGAGAGUGACGUCACAAUGCUACGAAGGAGUGCUCUCAUCGAUACCCGGAGUGAGAGAUAUCGAUGUCUCUAUCGACGUUGCAGAGACGAGCAACACUUUUCAGAUCACCACCGCAUCCAGGCCUAUGAAUCAGACUAGGGCUAAGGAUGAACAGUUCUUUGUUCAUAUCAGACUACACGCCUUGACAGGACUUACCACAGACAGGAAGACUGAAUCAGGAGAGACAAUUGGAGAGCUUAGUCUUCUAUUUGAAGACCAAACCAAAAACCAACAACGGCUGCAUGUGUCCGGUGUGAGGGGCAGAGACGAAGAAGCCUUGGUGGACCUGUUUGUCAAGACUAAACAACUAACGUACUUGAAUUCGGGGAGUGGAGGUGGUACUCUACACAAAAAGAACAACGUCCAGAAUACUAGGCUUGAGAUAGAGCAAUGCCAGCUAUCUACUGAGACGACCAAAAAGUUGUUGUCCUGUCUCAGAUCCUUCACCUCAUUGAACCAUCUCACCAUCUCAGACUCCUCUCUCAGUUUCCCUCCAUCUCCUCCUGAGCUUCCAUCUGUCACAAAGCUAUCAGCUAAGAGAGUGACGUCACAAAGCUAUGAGGGUCUGCUCUCAUCGCUUCCUGGCUUGGAAGUGGUCGAUAUCACUAUCGGAGAUGCAAGUACAGAAGACAUAUCUCAGAUCCAGACUAGUCUACGUCGGUAUCUGGCAGAACAAGAUCUCACACGCAUCGACCUUUCUUCUCUCCAAUCAGAAGAGAAUGUAUCAAGCAUGUCAAGAAUGAGGAUGGAAGGACUUGGUCUUCUUAUCACAGAAUUUCAGGCGAUGUUGUCCGGAAUACUUUUCGGACCCGAGAAUGCAGUGAUCGAUCUUGUCCAGUCUUCAAUGCGUUUAAUGUCAGCAAGUCUGUUUAUAGAACAGUUUUUGGGGUCGCUAAACUCCGAUAAACAUGCAUUGAAUAUUGACAUGUUGAAUAUCAAGGACUGCCAGCUAUCUACCGAGAUGACCGAGAAGUUUUGGUCCUGCCUCAGAUCCUUCACCUCACUCAACCAUCUCACCAUCUCAGACUCCUCUCUCAGUUUCCCUUCAUCUCCUCCUGAGCUUCCAUCCGUCACAAAGCUAUCAGCUGUGCGUGUGACGUCACAAAGCUAUGAAGGUCUGCUCUCAUCGCUUCCUGGUUUGAGAGUGAUCGAUAUCACUAUCGAUGAUGCAGAGAGAGACAUACCUCAGAUCACGGCUGGUCUUCGUCGGACCGGAGGACAGCAGCUCACACGCAUCAACCCUAAAGCACCGCCAUGGCUCCCAUCAGAGAAGAAGAGUGUAUCGAGAGAGACGAUGAGAGGACUGGGUCUUCUGAUCAGAGAACAAACCAAGGACCUGCAGCGGCUUUGUCUGUCUGGGAUAAAAAGCUUGGACAAAGAAGACUUGGUUGAACUUGUCGAGUCGUCAACAUAUUUGAAAGCAUUGGAUAGACUGCAUUUACAGUAUCUUGAUGGUGGAUGUUUUAAAUACGAUGGAAAAUCGGGUGUCCAGAACGAGUGUCGACUCCUCGUAAAGAAAUGCCAGCUAUCUACUGAAAUGACUGCCAGAAUGUGGUCCUGUCUCAGAUCCUUCACCUCACUGAACCAUCUCACCAUCUCAGACUCCUCUCUCAGUUUCCCUUCAUCUCCUCCUGAGCUUCCAUCCGUCACAAAGCUAUCAGCUGAGAGUCUGACGUCACAAAGCUAUGAAGGUCUGCUCUCAUCGCUUCCUGGCUUGAGAGUGAUCGAUAUCACUAUCGAUGAUGCAGAGAGAGACAUAGCUCAGAUCACGGCUGGUCUUCGUCGGACCGGAGGACAGCAGCUCACACGCAUCGAGCUUAGAGCAGCGCACUGGCGCCCAUCAGAGAAGAAGAGUAUAUCGAGAGAGACGAUGAGAGGACUGGGUCUACUGAUCAGAGAACAAACCAAGAACCUGCAGCUGCUAAAUCUGUCCGGGAUGAAGUGCUUGGACGAAGAAGACUUGGUUGAACUUGUCGAGUCGUCAACAUAUUCGAAAGCAUUGUAUAGUCUACAUUUACAGUCUCUUGAUGGUGGAUGUUUUGAAUACGAUGGGAAAUCGGGUGUCCAGGACGAGUGUCGACUCCUCGUAAAGGAAUACCAGCUAUCUACUGUGAUGACUGCCAGAAUGUGGUCCUGUCUCAGAUCCUUCACCUCACUGAACCAUCUCACCAUCUCAGACUCCUCUCUCAGUUUCCCUUCAUCUCCUCCUGAGCUUCCAUCCGUCACAGAGCUAUCAGCUGAGAGAGUGACGUCACAAAGCUAUGAAGGUCUGCUCUCAUCGCUUCCUGGCUUGAGAGUGAUCGAUAUCACCAUCGAUGAUGCAGAGAGAGACAUAGCUCAGAUCACGGCUGGUCUUCGUCGGACCGGAGGACAGCAGCUCACACGCAUCAAGCUUACAGCACCGCCAUUACUCCCAUCAGAGAAGAAGAGUGUAUCGAGAGAGACGAUAAGAGGACUGGGUCUGCUGAUCAGAGAACAAACCAAGAACCUGCAGCAGCUAUCUCUGUUCUGGGUGAGGUGCACAGACGAGGACGACUUGGUUUACCUCCUCGAGUGCUGCAGACAUAUGAAGACGAUGUCAGAGCUGUGGUAGGUUCUUGAAUAAAAUCUUGUAUAAAAUAGAUUAAAAUCCUACUGGACGAUCCUGUUUAGUUAGUCUGCCGUGAGAAAGCAUAAUGAAACGAAUGCGUGAAAGGAUGCAAAGGUUAAAACGUGGGUAUAACCUCCAAGUUUUUGACUGAAAGUUAGGAUGGGUCUUGUUUGAUUAUCGCUCU
Strongylocentrotus purpuratus (purple sea urchin) is the source of this 4441-nucleotide messenger RNA. RefSeq lists its product as uncharacterized. The transcript is spliced from 10 exons. Bases 1 to 4260 code for a protein of 1419 amino acids. The record is from RefSeq and is a predicted model, not a curated record. NCBI's taxonomy places the organism in Eukaryota, Metazoa, Echinodermata, Echinoidea, Camarodonta, Strongylocentrotidae.